GGCGUUCCGCGCUCCCCUCCGGCGGCUUGGGCUGUGUUGGGCGGUCGCCCAGACAACAGGCACUUCCGGGAGCGAAGCUCGGCGAAUCCCGCGGGGCAGGGUGCCGGCCUGGACCGCGGCCCUCUCGGACUGUGUGGAUCGUUGCCCGGCAGCACCUGCUUCCGGGAGCGCAUUGCCGGGCCUCUCGCACUGCGGCUUAACCACCUUAGGCUUCUGACUGAAGCUGGAGCCCCCUGUGUUUCUUUGUUGCUCCUGGCAACAGCCACUUCCGGGAGCGAGUGCCCCCCCCCCCCCACCCCACCCCCCCCGUCCCUGCAUCGCUGGCGCCCGAAACCCGAGUUCCGUCUCUAAGCAGCAGCUCGCCCUCGGGUUACGGUGGGCCGCGCCUCCCGGGCCUCCUCGCCGCCUCGGCGGGGUCUCCGGGGCCGCCAUGGUUCUGCUGCACGUGAAACGGGGCGACGAGAGCCAGUUCCUGCUGCAGACGCCGGGGAGCACAGAGCUGGAGGAGCUCACGGUGCAGGUGGCCCGGGUCUACAACGCGCGGCUCAAGGUUCAGCGCGUCUGCUCAGAAAUGGAAGAAUUAGCAGAACACGGCAUAUUUCUCCCUCCUAAUAUGCAAGGACUGACCGAUGACCAGAUCGAAGAACUGAAAUUGAGGGACGAAUGGGGUGAAAAGUGUGUACCCAGUGGGGGCUCAGUAUUUAAAAAGGAUGACAUUGGCCGAAGGAACGGGCAAGCUCCAAAUGAAAAAAUGAAGCAAGUUUUAAAGAAGACUAUAGAAGAGGCCAAAGCAAUAACAUCCAAGAAGCAAGUGGAAGCUGGAGUCUGCGUUACCAUGGAGAUGGUGAAAGACGCCUUGGACCAGCUUCGGGGUGCAGUGAUGAUUGUUUAUCCCAUGGGGCUGCCGCCCUACGAUCCCAUCCGGAUGGAAUUUGAAAACAAGGAAGAUUUGUCUGGAACUCAGGCAGGACUGAGUGUCAUUGAAGAAUCAGAGGCCCAACUGUGGUGGGCAGCCAAGGAGCUGAGAAGAACAAAGAAGCUUUCAGACUAUGUGGGCAAAAAUGAAAAAACCAAAAUUAUCGUCAAGAUUCAGCAAAGGGGACAGGGAGCUCCCGCCCGGGAACCCGUGAUCAGCAGUGAGGAGCAGAAACAGCUGAUGCUGUAUUAUCACAGAAGACAAGAGGAGCUCAAGAAAUUGGAAGAAAAUGACGAUGACUCCUGUUUGAAUUCUCCGUGGGCAGAUAACACCGCUUUGAAGAGACAUUUCCAUGGAGUAAAAGACAUCAAGUGGAGGCCAAGAUGAAGUUAACUGGCUGAUGACGCUGUCAGAAAUACUAGCCUUUCAUUAGGCAAAUAAUACAAAUUUAAAAGAAUAAUAGUAGUAACAGUAAGAGUGCCUGCAGCCCUCUGUGAAAGAAGUUGCAUUUCUAGUUUUCCUAGUUUUUCUUUCCAUUUGAAUGUUUCAAAGAAAAAUUAUUCAAGGUCUUAGAACUUAAUAAAUACACCCUCAAAAGAAUCAGC
This is a messenger RNA of Neomonachus schauinslandi (Hawaiian monk seal), 1521 nucleotides long. RefSeq names its product cilia and flagella associated protein 298 (gene CFAP298). Lineage: Eukaryota; Metazoa; Chordata; Mammalia; Carnivora; Phocidae. Bases 431 to 1303 code for a protein of 290 amino acids. Gene Ontology annotation, biological process: regulation of cilium movement. The transcript is spliced from 7 exons. The record is from RefSeq and is a predicted model, not a curated record.